Messenger RNA from Truncatella angustata, 849 nucleotides. RefSeq lists its product as uncharacterized. NCBI's taxonomy places the organism in Eukaryota, Fungi, Ascomycota, Sordariomycetes, Amphisphaeriales, Sporocadaceae. The record is from RefSeq and is a predicted model, not a curated record. The transcript is spliced from 2 exons. The coding region runs from base 476 to 676 and encodes 66 amino acids.
GUUGUGGUCAGUGAAGAUACAAACCCACGAAUUUUGGGCUUUACCUUGCGACAUAUCCCCACCAAAGAUCUUGCUCACGAUAUGUGCCGGCUUUUUCUGUUAAAUAUCAAAUGGAUAACGCGACUUACGGAUAUCGCCGGCUUUUUAAUUUUCAAAUAUGUAAUUCUGUACAACGAUACUAGCAAACCCAAAUUUACUGGUAGACCUUGAGAAGGACGAGUUCAAGCUCAAGUAAUAGUGGUUGAAAUAGUUGGCGGCAGUGGUUUUUCUUCUCUUUUCUUUUCUUUCUUGAUUGGGACAAGCCGGCCUGUAUUGGGAUAUCGGCCGAACUUAUCUACCAGUAAAUACGAUAUCCGAUGAAGCCUAUUUAUUCGAUUCUAGCAAAUUGGACCUAGUAUUUAACUAUCGUAAAAUGCACAAUUUUCUUCAGUAAAUUAACGAUGUCCAAGUAGUUUCAACAGAUUACGAGACGGUUAUGAAUGACACCAAGCCUCGGAAUGUUUGGUGUUUGGCACACCAGUCCAAAUUUAUCCAGGAUAUUGCGGAGAAAAACGGAUGGACGAAGUUCAUCUUGACAAGCAUGGGGUCUUUGGGAGGAAUCACUACGGAAGCGUGUGUGGACAGUAGCUUUUGUGAUCCGUCCCAUGGGGUCGAGGCAAUUCUUGAUGCUAAAUAGCGCAAGAAAGAGGAAAUAUAGAGCACAAAGUCAGAAGUAAAUCCUGACACACGUCGCCAGGUCUAAUGCACAUACUCCUAUACAAAGGGGUCGCGACAGAAGAUACACUCGGUUUGUGACCAGAGAAAACGGUCGAAGGAGAUCCGUUGGAAAUUUCCACCUCUUCGGUCAGG